AUGCCACCAACAAAAGUUGCAGAAGCUAUGGCUGAUGUUGUUGAAAAAUAUAUUAAUGAACAUGAUGUGAUGAUCUUUUCGAAAUCUUGGUGUCCAUAUUGUAAAAAGAUCAAAGAAGCAUUAAGAUCGGCUAAUGUUGAGUUUUAUGCGAUUGAAUUAGAUAAAAUUGAUGACGGCGAACUAAUUCUAGCUGAAUUAAUCAAUAAAACAGAACAAGAAACUGUCCCUAAUAUAUUUAUUAAAAAGCAACAUAUCGGUGGAUGUGAUAAAACUCUUGAAGCAUUGAAACAAGGCCGAGUUGCUACUCUUCUUAAUACAACUGACACGGAAAUGAAACAUCAAGGAGUUGAUAAUGAUACUUUAGAUUCAUAUGAUUAUGAUUUGAUCGUUAUUGGUGGAGGAUCAGGUGGACUUGCAUGUUCAAAAGAAGCUCGAUCGUUUGAUAAAAAAGUUUGUGUAUUGGAUUUUGUUAAACCAACACCAAUUGGCACUACUUGGGGGCUUGGUGGGACAUGUGUUAAUGUUGGUUGUAUUCCAAAAAAAUUAAUGCAUCAGGCAUCAUUGAUCGGUGAAUAUGCUAAUGAUUCAAAUGAUUAUGGUUGGUCGCAGCUUGAAAAAGCUCGUCAACAUGAUUGGUCAAAGAUGAUACAAUCAAUUCAAACAUAUAUUCGUUCCCUUAAUUUUAAAUAUCGAACAGAUCUUCGCUCAAAAGAUGUUGUUUAUGAAAAUGCUUAUGGACAAUUUGUUUCACCACAUCGAUUAAAAUUAACAGAUAAAAAAGGUCAAACAAAAGAAAUAACAGGAAAAUAUAUUGUCGUAGCUGUUGGAGGAAGACCAAAAUAUCCAAAUAUUGAAGGCGAUACAAAAUAUGGAAUUACAAGUGAUGAUUUAUUUUCUCUUAAUUAUGACCCGGGCAAGACAAUAGUUGUGGGUGCAUCAUACGUUGCACUUGAAUGCGCAGGGUUUUUACAUGGAAUUGGUCGUGAAGUUCAUAUAUUCGUUCGUUCAAUACUUCUUCGUGGUUUUGAUCAACAAAUGGCAUCGAAAAUUGGAGAUUAUAUGUCAUCGAUUGGAAUUCAAUUUCAUCAUCAAACCAUUCCAACACGUAUCGAAUGUUUAGAAGAAGGAAAACCAGGCAAACUACGUCUUUAUUAUCGACAAACACUUGAAUCGGGUGAUAUUAAAGAAACUUAUGAAGAUUGUAAUACAAUUUUAUUUGCUAUUGGACGUGAAGCUUGUACACAAGAUUUAAAUUUGGAUCAAAUUGGUAUUCAUCUUAAUCCUAUUAAUGGAUUUAAAAUAAAAACUAAAGAAGAGCAAUCAAUUCAUGUUCCAUGGUUACAUGCUAUUGGAGAUUGUAUUGAUGAACAAACUAUGCCAUUAGGAAAACCUUUAGAAUUAACACCAGUCGCUAUUCAAACAGGUCAAUUAUUAGCUAGGCGAUUAUUUUCUACCAGUUCCAUUAAAAUGGAUUACUAUAAUAUACCAACAACAGUUUUUACUCCGAUAGAAUAUGGUGCAAUUGGUUAUUGUGAAGAAGAUGCUAUUUUACAACUCGGACAAGACAAUGUUGAAGUAUUUCAUAGUGAAUUUAUUCCAUUAGAAUGGGCAAUAUGCCAUCAUCGUGAAGAAAUUAAAGCAAAAUCAUAUUGUAAAUUAAUUGUUGAGAAAAAAACAGGUCGUGUUAUUGGAUUUCAUGUUUUGUCACCAAAUUCUGGUGAAAUAACUCAAGGUUAUGCAGUUGCAAUGAGACUGGGCGCUACGAAAAACGAUUUUGAUAUGACGGUUGGAAUUCAUCCAACAUGUUCAGAAAAUUUAACAACAUUAUCGGUGACCAAAUCAUCUGGUGAUUCAGUUGAAAAAGAAGGUUGCUGA
This is a messenger RNA of Rotaria socialis, 1875 nucleotides long. NCBI's taxonomy places the organism in Eukaryota, Metazoa, Rotifera, Eurotatoria, Philodinida, Philodinidae. The record is from the annotation of a GenBank genome assembly.